ACAAUCUUUUUAGGGUUUCACAAGUUCACUUAAAAAGAGUCUUUCUUCAACUACUGUAAAUGCAAAAUGGAUCGAAGAGAUGCAAUGGGAUUAUCCGGGUCGGGUUCUUACUAUAUCCAUAGAGGAUUAUCCGGGUCGGGUCCUCCAACGUUUCAUGGAUCAUCACAGCAGCAAGGGCUUCGUCACUUACCUAAUCAAAACUCUCCAUUCGGGCCAGGCUCCACUGGUUUCGGAUCUCCUUCUUUACACGGUGAUCCUUCUCCGGCAACAGCGGCCGGAGGAGCCGGAGCUCUUCCUCAUCAUAUCGGCGUUAAUAUGAUUGCUCCUCCUCCACCUCCGAGUGAAACUCCGAUGAAACGAAAGAGAGGACGUCCUAGAAAAUACGGACAAGACGGUUCUGUUUCUUUGGCACUGUCGUCUUCCUCUGUUUCGACCAUUACUCCCAACAACUCUAACAAACGCGGCCGUGGUCGACCUCCGGGUUCCGGCAAGAAACAGAGAAUGGCUUCCAUUGGUGAAUUGAUGCCUUCAUCUUCUGGAAUGAGCUUCACGCCACACGUUAUCGCUGUUUCAAUAGGAGAAGAUAUUGCAUCAAAGGUUAUAUCUUUCUCUCAACAAGGUCCAAGAGCCAUUUGCGUUUUAUCUGCAAGUGGUGCAGUCUCUACUGCAACACUUCUUCAACCAUCAGCAUCUCCCGGAGCUAUUAAAUACGAGGGCCGGUUUGAAAUCCUAGCGUUAUCAACAUCUUAUCUAGUGGCAACUGAUGGAAGCUUCCGUAAUCGAACUGGAAACUUAUCGGUUUCGCUUGCUAGCCCCGAUGGGCGUGUGAUUGGCGGUGCCAUUGGUGGGCCUUUAAUAGCAGCAAGUCCUGUUCAGGUUAUAAUAGGGAGCUUUAUAUGGGCAGCUCCAAAGAUCAAGAGCAAGAAACGAGAAGAAGAAGCUUCUGAAGUUGUUCAAGACACUGAUGAUCAUCACGUUCUGGACAAUAAUAACAACACGAUUUCACCUGUCCCUCAGCAGCAGCAGCAGCAGCCAAGUCAAAACCUGAUAUGGUCAACAGGUUCAAGGCAAAUGGAUAUGCGUCAUGCUCAUGCUGAUAUUGAUUUAAUGCGCGGUUGAUGAUGAUGAUAGCGAGAAAGAACUCUGUGUAUAUAAAGCAUGGAAUCUAGGAAGAAGAAGAAGGAAUAUAAGCUAACCUCUGAACAAAAGUAUGUGGAAAUGUUAGGCAAAAAGAUUGACUCUAUUAGUGUACCUCUCAAAUCUAUAAGCUUAUUUGGUUUUGUUGUUUUUGUGACUCUGAAGAUUUGCAGAGUUCCUUGAUUUCUCUAUUUCAGAUUGUUCAGUCUUUACCUUUGCUUGCAAUUGUGAUUCUACUUCUACAGCUUAGAUUUCAGUUCAUUGACUGAAGAAAGUCUCCGGUUGAAG
This is a messenger RNA of Arabidopsis arenosa, 1425 nucleotides long. Lineage: Eukaryota; Viridiplantae; Streptophyta; Magnoliopsida; Brassicales; Brassicaceae. The record is from the annotation of a GenBank genome assembly.